UAGAUAAAUCAUGGCUGGAUCGGAUGAGAAUAAUCCGGGAUUAAUAAGGCCGGCCCAUUUUCAAGGUGGUCUCCGAAUGGGGGGUGGGAAGUUCGUCCCAGAGGUUGGACACAACCGAAGAGCUCUUAGCAACAUUAAUAGGAAUUUAGUGGGAGCUCCUCCAUACCCAUGUGCAGUCAACAAAAGAGGCUUAUCAGAAAGACAGAUCAUCUGUGAUAAGAACCCACCUAUUCCAGUGCAUAGGCCAAUCACAAGGAAAUUUGCCGCAGAAAUUGCAAACAAGCAGCAGCAGCCUUGUCUUGAGCAGGAAACUAGGCCAAUCUCAUCUUUCACAAAUGCAACUAAAUCAGAAGAUUGUACUAUCAUUGAUGUGGAUGACUUUGAGGGGACUAAUGACUUUCCUGUUCCGAUGUUUGUGAAGCACACUGAAGCAAUGUUGGAUGAGAUCGAUCAAAUGGAAGAGGUUGAAAUGGAGGAUAUAUCAGUGGAUCCUACUACAGAUAUUGACAGCUGUGACUCUAAGAAUCCACUUGCAGUUGUUGAUUAUAUUGAGGACAUUUAUGCUCACUACAGAAAAGCUGAGAGUUCCAGCUGUGUCUCUAGGAACUAUAUGGCGCAGCAGUUCGACAUCAACGAGAAAAUGAGGGCUAUCCUCAUUGAUUGGCUAAUAGAGCAGGUGCACUACAAGUUUGAGCUUAUGGAUGAGACGUUAUUCCUCACUGUAAAUCUCAUAGACAGAUUCUUAGCACAGCAAACAGUGGUGAGGAAGAAGCUCCAGUUAGUUGGAGUGACAGCCAUGCUCUUAGCAUGCAAGUAUGAAGAGGUUUCUGUUCCUGUUGUGGAGGAUUUAAUUCUAAUAUCAGACAAGGCCUACACAAGGAAAGAAGUUCUUGACAUGGAGAAAUUGAUGGUGAACACACUACAGUUCAACAUGUCUGUUCCAACCCCAUAUGCGUUCAUGAGGAGAUUCCUUAAAGCAGCUCAAUCUGACAGGAAGCUUGAGCUUCUCUCCUUCUUCGUCAUCGAGCUUUGCCUGGUGGAGUGUGAAAUGCUCAGGUUCCCUCCAUCUUUGUUGGCGGCAGCUGCAGUUUACACUGCUCAGUGUACUCUUAAUGGGUCUAGACAAUGGACAAAGACCAGUGAGUGGCAUACUAACUACACAGAAGACCAGCUCCUGGAAUGCUCAAAGUUGAUAAUUGGUUUCCAUCAGAAAGCUGGAACAGGGAAGCUCACUGGGGUAUAUAGGAAGUAUAGCACAUCUAAGUUUGGUUAUGCAGCAAAGUCGGAACCUGCUGUUUUUCUUUUAGACACCAGACCCUAAACUAAAAGGGGGGGUCUUUGGUUGAUCGAUUGUGUUUGGAUUGAUUAAUCAUAUUAACUCUAUGAACUGAAUUUCUGGGGUUGGCAUCACUGUGGGGGGGUCUUUGGGUGAUCGAUUGUGUUUGGAUUGAUUAAUCAUAUUAACUCUAUGAACUGAAUUUCUGGGGUUGGCAUCACUGUGCAACAGAAGUUGCCAAUCUGGGCUUUUGUUGACAAAGCCAGUACCAAAGUUGCUUAUUUUUUAAUUUUCCUUUUCAGUUAUCUGAAUAAUGUACAAUUCUCUUCUUGUGUAUCUGAUCUCGA
Molecule: messenger RNA, 1623 nt
Organism: Telopea speciosissima
Lineage: Eukaryota; Viridiplantae; Streptophyta; Magnoliopsida; Proteales; Proteaceae
Product: G2/mitotic-specific cyclin-2-like
Exons: 11
Coding region: 11-1321 (436 amino acids)
Biological process (GO): mitotic cell cycle phase transition; regulation of cyclin-dependent protein serine/threonine kinase activity
Cellular component (GO): centrosome; cyclin-dependent protein kinase holoenzyme complex; cytoplasm
Molecular function (GO): cyclin-dependent protein serine/threonine kinase regulator activity
Source: RefSeq, a predicted model, not a curated record